Molecule: messenger RNA, 1788 nt
Organism: Tripterygium wilfordii
Lineage: Eukaryota; Viridiplantae; Streptophyta; Magnoliopsida; Celastrales; Celastraceae
Product: probable protein phosphatase 2C 63
Exons: 4
Coding region: 181-1320 (379 amino acids)
Biological process (GO): protein dephosphorylation
Molecular function (GO): protein serine/threonine phosphatase activity; cation binding
Source: RefSeq, a predicted model, not a curated record
AUGUGUUGUUUAACGCGGCAUCUCCUUCACUUUCUCUCCCACUUUCUGAGUAUUUUUCUCGGCAACCAAACACCAAACAAUUAACAAUCAAACCAUCCACACUUUCAAACCAACAUAUACACACCGAAAGAGGUCCAACAAGUUACAGAAGAAGCAAACGGAACGCGUUUGAACAUAAUCAUGUUGCGAUCCUGUUACCGGCCGUUGGAACGAUGCUUGGGAAGGCGAGGCGGCAGCGACGGGCUAAUCUGGCACUCUGACUUGAAGCCACAUGCUUCUGGCGAUUACUCGAUCGCGGUGGUGCAGGCCAAUAUGUGUCUAGAAGAUCAGAGUCAAGUCUUCGCGUCUCCCUCAGCAACUUAUGUUGGGGUUUACGACGGUCAUGGUGGUCCAGAAGCCUCCAUAUUUGUUAACAAGCAUUUAUUUCCUUUCAUGCAUAAAUUUGCUACAGAGCAAGGAGGAUUAUCUGCUGAUGUGAUAAAAAAGGCAUUCAGUGCCACUGAAGAGGAGUUCUAUCGAUUGGUAAAACAAUCAUUCCCUAUAAAGCCACAAAUUGCUUCAACAGGAUCAUGUUGUUUAGUUGGUGCAAUUUCAAAUGAUGUUCUAUACGUGGCUAAUCUUGGGGACUCGAGGGUGGUUCUUGGGCGAAAAAAUUCAGGGGAUAAGAAAAAGCCAGUGGUGGCAGAGCGCUUGUCGACAGAUCAUAAUGUUGCAGAUGAAGAGGUGAGGAAGGAGGUCGAAGCACUUCACCCUGAUGAUUCACAUAUUGUGAUGUAUACACGAGGAGUUUGGAGAAUCAAAGGCAUAAUCCAGGUAUCGAGAUCUAUUGGGGAUGUUUAUCUGAAGAAACCCGAGUUUAGUAGAGACCCAAUAUUUCAGCAAUAUGGACACCCUGUUCCUUUGAAAAGACCUGUGUUAUCAGCAGAGCCGUCAAUCCUUAAGAAGAAGCUCACUCCACAAGACCUAUUUCUGAUAUUUGCAUCUGAUGGCCUUUGGGAGCAAUUGAGCGAUGAGACUGCAGUGGAGAUUGUUCUCAAAAACCCAAGAGCUGGGAUUGCCAAGAGACUGGUCAAAGCCGCUCUAAAGGAGGUUGCAACGAAGAGAGAGCUUAGAUACGAUGACAUAAGAAAGAUUGAUAAGGGAAUAAGGCGUCAUUUCCACGAUGAUAUAACGGUGAUUGUAGUUUAUCUGGAUCAGCAGAAAAGCUCCUGCCUGGGUAAAUUUAAACGUAAUGCCAUUGGCAGCACCAGUCCACCUGUUGACAUUUAUUCCUCUAAUGAAGAUGAAGCAGAGGCCGUACUGCUUCACUCACUCACAUGAACAAAAGAAGCAUUUGGUAGAUCACAAACUGACCUUCCAUGGAUUGAUUUACUAUUUUUGAAAGAAUAUAAAAGCUAGUUAAAGGAAUUGAUGCGAGAGGAUUACCAUUGUGCAUAUAAAGAUGUAGUGAUAAAUUGGUGAGUGCUGAUAGGACAAAUACUGAAUUAGACCCUAAAUUGAAAUUGAACCACAAUUUUCUGUACUCGGUUCCUUGUUUGUUCCUAUUUGUGUUGGUUGAUUGUCAAGAAAGUGUGGCACAGUUUUGGACUUUUGCUUUACUUUUUAACAAAAGAUUUCAUCUCUUGUGAAAAUCACAGUAUGAACCUCUGUAACUGGUAAUCACUGUUUAUAUAUGUUGGUCUAAGGCUGUAGAAGGGUGUGGUAGACAAUAGAACUGCACCUAAUUAAGGCUGCUUGAUAAUAGUUUACUUAUUUAUUUAUAGUAAGUUAAAUCACCUGCUUUUGGCU